Messenger RNA from Stegostoma tigrinum, 5807 nucleotides. RefSeq names its product transforming growth factor beta-2 proprotein. The record is from RefSeq and is a predicted model, not a curated record. Gene Ontology annotation, biological process: transforming growth factor beta receptor signaling pathway; BMP signaling pathway; regulation of cell population proliferation. The transcript has 8 exons. Bases 532 to 1767 code for a protein of 411 amino acids. Lineage: Eukaryota; Metazoa; Chordata; Chondrichthyes; Orectolobiformes; Stegostomatidae. Gene Ontology annotation, cellular component: extracellular region. Gene Ontology annotation, molecular function: growth factor activity; type III transforming growth factor beta receptor binding; type II transforming growth factor beta receptor binding.
GCUCACUGACACGCACACUGUACAGACUGUGCCUCUCUCUCACUCACACAUUUACUCACUCACUCACUCCCAGCCUGGGAUCUCUGACUAGAGGAUGGAGCAGCAAAAAUAACGGUUUGCCAAGGACGUGAGGCUCCUACUUAAGAUUUUUUUCGCAUAUAUACCAAACUUCUUUUUUCCAUCUCUUGCCAGUCCGUUUUUUUCAAAGAAAUUGAACUCAGCUUUUUUUGACAAAUUAAUUAUUCUCACCCCCUCCCCCUCGUGUGUAAGAUUCUCUGCGCUUUUAACAUCAUCCUGGACCGCAGGAGAACUCAACCGAGAGAAAUAAAGCUGCUGUUUUAUUGACUUUUUCAAAACUGGAGAACCAGAGACUUUGUGAGGGAGAGAGAGAGAAGCUGAAAGAAUUCCUCGGGACUGCGAUGAAGUGAAGGUGUGUUGAUCCUCGGCAGAAGCAGCUUUAGCGCCUGGACUACAGCUGCGACCAGAAGGAAGUCAUUGAACUGCACAGGACUUGAGAAUCAAGCUUUGAAAAUGCACUACUCCAUUUUCACUGUUUUUCUCACGCUGGAUUUCGCAAUGAUCGCCGCUUGCUUGUCGACCUGCAACACCCUCGACAUGGAGCAGUUCAUGAAGAAGCGGAUCGAGGCGAUCCGUGGGCAAAUCCUCAGCAAACUGAAACUCACCAACCCCCCGGAAACUUACCCGGAGCCGGAGGAGGUCUCCAGCGAGGUGAUCGCGAUUUACAACAGCACGAGGGAUUUGCUUCUUGAGAAAGCGAACGAGAGGGCAGCCACUUGUGAACGGGAGAGGAGCGAAGAGGAGUACUACGCCAAAGAAGUUUACAAGAUUGACAUGAACCCAUUUAGCUAUCCUGAAAAUGUCAUCCCAUCCCAACAAUAUAACCCAUACUUCAGACGUGUGUAUUUAGACGUCACCUCAAUGGAGAAAAAUGUUUCAAACCUGGUGAAGGCAGAGUUCAGAGUGUUUCGUUUACAGAAUCCAAAGGCGAAAGUAGAGGAACAACGAAUAGAACUUUAUCAGAUUCUAAAAUCUAAAGAACCUUCGUCUCCAUCCCAGCGGUAUAUUGACAGUAAAGUAGUACGAACGAGAACAGAAGGUGAAUGGCUUUCCUUUGAUGUCACUGAGACAGUUAAUGAAUGGCUUCUCCAUCGAGACAGAAACCUUGGAUUUAAGAUAAGUCUACAUUGUCCAUGUUGUACAUUCGUGCCUUCAAAUAAUUAUAUUAUACCAAAUAAGAGUGAAGAGCUGGAAGCAAGAUUUGCAGGAAUUUAUGACAACUAUCCAAGAGAUUAUUCCAGUGGUGAUAUGAGAAAAAUGAAAAGUAAUGGAAAAACGGCACACCUUCUCCUCAUGCUACUACCAACCUAUAGGCUAGAAUCACAACAAUCUAGUCGACGGAAGAAACGUGCACUGGAUGCUGCAUUUUGUUUUAGAAGCGUACAGGACAACUGCUGCCUACGCCCUCUAUACAUUGACUUCCGGAGAGACCUGGGAUGGAAAUGGAUUCAUGAACCCAAGGGCUAUCAGGCUAACUUCUGUGCUGGAGCCUGUCCUUACUUGUGGAGUUCAGAUACUCAACACAGCCGGAUACUUAGUCUGUACAACAAUAUAAAUCCUGAAGCUUCUGCCUCCCCAUGUUGUGUUUCUCAAGACCUGGAGCCACUCACUAUUCUCUACUUCGUUGGCAAAGUUCCCAAAAUCGAACACCUUUCAAACAUGGUAGUUAAGUCUUGCAAAUGCAGCUAAGAAUGAAUACAACUCCCCUGAAAAUCCCAGGUUCAUCAGUGUUAAACAAAAGAACAAUACAUGGUACUAGUUUGAACUAUUUGGAACUUUUUUUUCGUUUAACUACCAACAGAAGCAAAAGGAAAUAAAAUGUACAUUGAAGGCUUUAUUCCUAUCCUUCACCUACUAAUUUAGUGUGAUAGAUGAGACACAGAACCUUUAAAUUUAAAAGACAAAAACACUGGAAAAAUUGUAAGUGUUAAUAUGUGAAAUAAAAAGAGUCCCACUUAGUGGAAAUGCUGUACAGGUCCCGUGCCUUACUUGAUCUCUUGUGUAUUGUUAUGCAAUUGGCAUCCUAUGUAUACUCCUUUGUUAGGGCACCAACAAAGUCAAAUGUAUUACUGAUAUGUUCCUUGUGGGGAUGUGUUAUUUGGUCAAGUGAUGGGAAAUGACAGCAAGCUUCGUAAUGAGCAAGCAAGUGCCCACUUGCUAUAUGUCAUGUAUGGUAUUGGUCAAAGGAAUGCUGAUAAUUAAAAUUUGUACUUAAAAAUGUGCAUAUUACAAAUAAGAAGAAACAUCAGGUGGAGCACUUCAAACCCAAAGGAUAGCAUGUUUAUAGGAGAUGUGUCCAAUGAAGUAGAAGCAUUCCUGAAGAGAAAAGAGAUUGAGUGACAUGGUGAGACGGUUGAACAUUGGGAUUGAUUUUUCAAAAAAGGGAUUGACUGUUAGAUUUAAGGCCCUUUCCACUUAUGCCCAAAUAUUUUACUCUCUGGAUUAGCUUCAACAAAUUCAUAAGCACGUUACCUGGAAUUUGUCACCUCUGCUUCUGGAACACAGAUUUAUUCGGCAGUCGUGCUGAUUGGACAAUCAUCCAUGGAGGUUGACAUGGUUGAUUUCAUUUUCCAACGUAAAUCAAUGACUGAAAUAUCAGGAAUGCAACAAAUUGAACUCACUACAUUACAGUCAAUCUUUCUUUCUAAGGCACCUUUGCUGAUAUUUUCCACCAGACAUUGGUUUCCACAAAUUUGUAAAUAUAUUUCCAGAUAGUAGAAAUUGUGAAGCUGCACUCCAGCAUAGAUCAGAGAACAGGUUACAGAGGUCGGCAAGCACAAUUUGUGGACUCAUAAUAUUCAAGACAUUAAAAACAGAAAUGCAGUACCUCAGGCACAUUGUUCUUUCUGUCGUGUCUUCAAUCUGGACUCCUGCUGAGCCACACUGCUCAUAAGAAGCAGACUGCUCCAACUCCGGAGCUGAUACAUUUAUAAAUUUUCAACAAUAAAGUCAGAGAGCAAAAUAUAGGGGCUUAUGACCUUUGAUGUCUCUGUUUCUGGAGUUCCAUAUUUCAACUUCAUCUGUAGGAGCAGUUGAGGAAAUAUCUCUUUCUCCCAAACACUGUUUAUGAUAAUCUGCUAAAUUAUACUGGCUUUAUCCUCCCUGUAAAUUGAGCAUCAGCCAAUUUACAAAAUUCCCACUCCAAACCUGCUCAUAACUUUUGUUUUUGAAUGACUUGUUUUUUUUUCCAGUUAUCACUUAAUUAUAAGUGAACAGUUAGCAACACAAAAUUGAAAUGUGUACAGUAUUGUUAAAAAUAAAGAAACUAGCACAACAAUGUGAAAGUGAUGCUUCUGUUUACACCAAGCUUGAAAUAUUUUACCUGUAAGGGCCGUCCCAGGCUGUAACAUCCAUAUGAUUGAAAUAUAUGAUUUAUUUUUUAGGCUGAGGUCGGGCUAAUAAUAAUAAUAAUAAUAAUAAUAAUAAGACGAUACCCUUUUGGUCCAGAAUCAUACUAAGAUUGCUACAACAUGUUGCAAUAUGGAAUGAGAAAAUGUGGGCGCAUGUCUGCUGCACUUCACAUGGUAAACUUUCUGUUUUAGGCCAAGACCAAGUAUUUCCUCGUCGGAAGGAGAAAGAAAACCAGGUUUCCUAGUUCCAUAAAAACCAAGGGGAUGAAAGAUUAUCAGUUGUAUGCAGGAAUGUAGAGUUAAGGCUAUGGUAGGAUCUGUUGCGAUCUUAUCGAAUAGUGGAGCAUGCUUGAAGGGCUAAGUAUUCGUUCCGUAUAUAAACUACAUUUAAAUUCCUAUGAUUUUAAUAGAACCCCUUAAUAAACUUUAUGAACACUAGGAUAGCCCUCUUGCCCAAGACUUUUUCUUUCUCUCACUGUAAAACAAUGGGAAAGGGAAGUUCUGGAAACAUUCUGCAGGAAGGUGAGGCAUGGGGUAUGUCUUCUGAGAGCCACAGGUGAAAGGACAGUGAACCACAAAUAUUCCCCCUUCCUAUGACACUGAAGUGUUGUUUCUUGUUCAGAAAAUCCAUGUUCCACUCCUGGUCUAUAAAAAUGGUCCAAUUUUGAUCAGGAUAUCUAAGUUAAUUCUCAAUUUUCACAGCCCAGUCCCCAGCAGGAUAUGAUAGCCAAAUGCUACCUCUUCAUGAGGAGAUCCAAGUUAAAUUCCUGUUAAGGGACUGCAGAGUGACUACAAGCUGUAGCUAGAUCACUCCUUAUUGAAAAUACAUGCUUCAAAUGCUAAAUCCCAUGUAGGAUAAAAAGGGAAAGUCACAGAGCACUGAGACUAAUUGAAUAGUUCCUUCAAAGAACCAGCAGGCACAUUGGGCUGAUGACUUUUUCUGUGCUCCGAGUCUGUGAAAAGGUACUGGGGUCAGGUAGAGGAUGCAGAUACAUUUACAUCUUGCUUUCGUGAUCUUGGGAUGUUUCUCAUGAUUGACAAUGGAAUAAUAUUUACGGUGAGGCUGGAGAAUAGCAGGGCAUUGCCUAAAUGGUUGCACCUCCAAGCUGAGAAGGACAACAUGAACAUGGGAAUGGAAAGAUUGACCUACAUGGGGAGUUGAAAAACCAACUUUGAUCAAACAUAGACCCUUUAUUCCUUUCAACAUUUUAAUUCAUAUGCCAUUUCAUAAUAAUUUCUAAAGGUUUUUACAAUGUUAAAGUAUGGGAAUGUCCCUGUUGUGACUAUUUCCAUUCAGUUGGGAAAUGUAAAGUAAACAUAAGAUCACUAGAAAAAUAUGCAAGAAACUGUGUGCUAAAAUUUCACAAGUUAACUCAUGGAAAUAAGCAGUGACCUUUGACAGCUUCCACAAGAUAUACAGUGGAAAAUGUGCUGAUGUAGUUGUCUAAAUAAAAUAAAUAUCCAAAUCCUCUUUAUUACUUCUCAUGACUUACUAAUGUGUAUAGGACACUCAUUUAAAACCAUUUGGAAACCCCUACUUCUGUGAUGCUCAUCAUACUAGAUGAUAAAACCGUGUGACUUGUUUCAUAAUACUGUCUAUUCAUUUCAGAUCUAUUUGAAUUGUUAAACUAAUUCCCAUAUGAUUCUCAUUGUUCAUUGGGAUAUAAAGAGUAAAUCAUUUUAAAGGGCCAUUGCCUUCAAGAAAAAUGCCAUUGGCCAACUGUUUUUUUUAUUUGGCAAAGAAGAAGACCCAUGCAUCAUCUUCAUGAUUGUAAUAUUGCCUGCAAAUGACACAAUGAUACAUUUUGGCUGGGUUUGCAUCUAUGAGGUAAUUGUGUCAGACAAAUGAAAAGAUGUUUGCCAAAUACUAUUUUCAUGAAGACAGUGGCCUCAAUUUAGCUCUAAUCUAACACUUCCAAGCAUCAUUUGAAAUUCACAAAGUAUACAUUGUAGAUAAAUACCUGAAUAGCUUCUGACAUCUGGAAUGCCAGUCGUAAGCACUUUUGUUGGGGAUAGCCUAUGUUAAACUCUUAUUAAUGUCAUUCAUUGAGGAUGGUUUGUGGUCUUAUAUAUGAAUGACAUAACAAUUUGUCUUUUAGCUCCAAUAGAAGGAGAUGGGAUGCCAGAAUGUCGAACUAUACUUGAUUGCGCUGGACGCAGCCAAAUGUUAAAUGCUUUUUUUAGAAAAAAAAUCUGUAUUUUGCUCAAUAUUUCCUUCUGUCUUUUUUGCCCCCUUAGAAUGAAAUUUCUUUUCCUCAGGAUUGCACUGAUACUAGUAUUAAGCUUCCUCUUGUAAUGCUGACGUCUUUGAAACUAUUGUUUUUAAAUAUUGUACACGUAUUUCUUGAUCCUUAGUAAAUGUUGGACAUUUGAUGAUCU